Ruditapes philippinarum (Manila clam) is the source of this 981-nucleotide messenger RNA. RefSeq names its product fatty acid-binding protein homolog 7-like. The record is from RefSeq and is a predicted model, not a curated record. Gene Ontology annotation, cellular component: nucleus; cytosol. The coding region runs from base 97 to 546 and encodes 149 amino acids. Lineage: Eukaryota; Metazoa; Mollusca; Bivalvia; Venerida; Veneridae. Gene Ontology annotation, molecular function: fatty acid binding. Gene Ontology annotation, biological process: fatty acid transport. The transcript is spliced from 4 exons.
AGUCGCAGAUAAGUAUAGCAAGUAAGUAAUUUAACAGCAAGUAAUAUCCGUCCUACUGACAAGUAAUCUUAUCUUGAAUCGUAAAAACCCUCUAAAAUGGGGAGUGAUUUAGACAAAGUUGAGAAAUUAUUUUGUGGUAAAUGGAAAUAUGACAGGGAUGACAAUUUUAAAGAGUCCUUGAAGUAUAUAGGGUUCCCGGAAAUGGAAGUUGAGUUCCUAACGAACGCGAAACCAUGUUUGGAAAUAAAACGAGAUGGGGACCACUUGAUAAUUGAUUACGAAAUUAUGCCAGGAAUGGUUCAUAGUGUACGAUUCAAACUUGGCGAGGAGUUUGUGUCCAAAGAUAUGAAAAAUGAUCCACCAACAUUUGAUGCCAAGGAACUUGUUACGUUUAAGGACGGCUGUCUUGACUUCAAGAACUGGUCUAACAUGGGCGGUGCUUACUAUCAAACUGUGAUGAAAAUAGAAAAUGGCGAGCUUCAUGGGGUAAUGAGUAAAAUUGAUGACAAUAGUGUAACUGGUGACAGAAUAUACAAAAAGGUAUGAACUCAUCUAUCAUCACUGGAACAGAUCAAAAACCAAGCCGACAUGAAGAAUUCAAAUACAUGUAUAUAUCAUUAUAAUUGUUGUUGUUAUUUUUUUUUGUUUUCAACAAUUUGUAGAUCCAUACAAUACGACAAAUAGUGUUUGGUACAAUAAAAUGUAUCUAUAAAUCGAAAAGAAUUAAAAAUUUUGAAUAUGUCAAGUUUUUUUCCCCGAUGUUUUCCAUGUUUUUUUUUUAAACACAUGCAUUAUUGAGCAGUGAUAAAUAAAGUAAAAUUGUCACUAUAUUUAGUAGUCAUAGAUAUACAUGUAUAUUGAAAAUGAAUAUUGUUCCAUUUUAAUACUGUACCAAACCAAUAACAUAAGCUGCUAUUGAUAACAUGUACAUUGUCUAGUAAUACUAUGAUAUACAUAUAUACAUGUAUAUGAGUUAUAUCA